Cladophialophora psammophila CBS 110553 is the source of this 2409-nucleotide messenger RNA. RefSeq lists its product as uncharacterized. Gene Ontology annotation, cellular component: condensin complex; condensed chromosome. The record is from RefSeq and is a predicted model, not a curated record. NCBI's taxonomy places the organism in Eukaryota, Fungi, Ascomycota, Eurotiomycetes, Chaetothyriales, Herpotrichiellaceae. Bases 1 to 2409 code for a protein of 802 amino acids. The transcript has a single exon. Gene Ontology annotation, biological process: mitotic chromosome condensation.
AUGUCUGUCGCCGAGAUCUUUUCGGAUGCCCAGCGCUCUCUGGUCAGUCACAGAACUCUGGCCAAACGACUGCGCCGUCUUGAAAACUCUCCAAACUUUGAAGCGCACGUCAAACAAUGCGUCUUCCGACUCCUCGACGUCAGCAAAUCCGAAGCAGCUGGAACCCGCGUCAUCAAGUUCCUCACGACAUACCUCGUCAGCGACGAUAUCUCAAAUCAAAUCUCCUCCACCAUCCUGUUGGCUGUCCUUCCUUUUCUCUGCGCCAAAGACAAGACAGUCCGAUACCGAGCAACCCAACUUACCUGCCAGAUCCUCGGGGUCUUGCAAGCAAUCGACGACGAUCUGUACAAAGUUAUUAGACACGAACUGAUCAAGAGAAUGAGAGAUAAGGUUCCCGCCAUACGGCUGGAGGCAGUGAUGGCGUUGGGUCGCCUGGUGGAGAGUGAAAUGGAGGAGGAAGAAGAGGAAGAUUCCGACGAGGAUUACGCCCCCGGCUUGCUUCAUAAACUCCUCGAUGCCCUGCAAAACGAUACUAAUGCAGACGUCAGAAGAGCCCUCCUGGUAAAUCUUCCCGCUACGCCCAAGACCUUACCUUAUCUGCUCGAGCGAGCUAGAGAUCGUGAUGCCCCAACCAGGCGUGCUCUGUACGCAAAACUGCUUCCUAAGCUUGGCGAUUUCCGACAUCUGUCGUUGUCCAUGCGGGAGAAGUUGUUGAGAUGGGGCUUGAGAGACCGCGACGAGAGAGUCCGCGGGGCCGCCGCCCGUCUUUUCAGAGAAUGCUGGAUCGAGAACUGCGCAAGGACCGAGACCGAAGAAUCUAGUGAGGCGGCGGAUGAAAAGGAAGCUCAGGUCGGCUUCUAUGAUCCGAGCAUUCCCGCGUUAUUGGAACUCCUAGAAAGAAUCGACACGUUGAACACUGGGAAUGAGGAUGGCGUCGCUCGGGAGGCGAUGAAAGAUUUUUGGGCUGGUCGACCUGACUACCUUGAUGCGGUCAGGUUUGACGAUGGUUUCUGGGACAAUUUGACUCCAGAGUCGGCGUUUAUAGCACGCACCUUCAAUGACUACUGCCACUCAGACCCAAGCUAUCGCGAAAUGAUCGAAGAGAAAAUGCCAGAGGUUACACGGCUGGGAUUUCAUCUCCAGAAGCAUAUCAACGAGCUGGUCGCCAGGGUCCAGCACGCCAGUGAGUCGGACUCGGACGAAAAGAUUGCACUACAAGCGGAACAAGAGUUCAUUGUGGAGCAGCUCUUGUAUAUUGCUCAGUCGUUGGACUAUACAGAUGAGAUUGGCAGGAGGAAAAUGUUUUCUUUACUCCGACAUGCUCUGUCCAUGGCUGAAUUGCCAGAUGAAUGCACUCGACUCACCGUGGAAGCCCUACGACUCGUAUGCAACUCGGAUGCAGCUGGCGAGAGAGAGUUUACCUCGAUCGUUCUCGAGGCUAUCGCCGAAGUUCACGACAACAUCGCUUCUUCCGACCUCGAAGACGAAGCUGAGGCGGACGAGGAAGACAGCUUCGUCUCAGCCCGCAGUGAAGUUAGCGGUGAGUCGACGCCUCGAAACGAACAAGCCAAGAGCAAGCGCAAUAAGAACCUCACCGAAGAAGAGCAAGAAGCCAAAGCGAUCAAGGAAAUUGUCAUCAACAUGAAAUGCCUUCAUAUCGCACAAUGCAUGCUGCAAAAUGUCGCAGGGAACCUGCAGUCGAACAUCGACCUACGCACCAUGUUUGACAAUCUGGUUAUCCCGGCUGUUCGAUCCCAUGAAGCUCUGAUACGCGAACGCGGGGUGCAAUGUUUGGGACUGUGCUGUUUGCUUGAGCCCAAGCUUGCCGACGAGAACAUGCGGCUCUUUACUCUUUUGUUGAAAAGAGGCCAUGAGACCCUUCAAGUUAUGGCCCUGCAGAUCCUUUGCGAUAUUCUUCUCGCACGAGGGCCGCCUUCCUCCACGCAUUCAGAAUUCAGCGAGCACCCGGUAUCUCCUCCCGCUACGACUGAGGCAGGGGACGAUGUCACCCCUACCACCACAAACAACCAGAGCAGCACUCUCGCUGGCCUUCUCUCCCCAUUUGUCAAAGCCCUCUCCCAAACCUUCCCAGACGAGGUCCGCGCUACAUCCACAGCCAGCUUAUGCAAACUCAUGCUGUGCGGGUUCUACGCGGGCAAUGAGGACUUGUUUGAUCAGAUCGUUGAGAGGGCAAUCCACGGAGUGGCAAAGGGGUGGGAGCUUUUGGAGAAGGUGAGGAAUGCGGUUCUUGUGGAUAGAGAUCAAAGCAAAGGGAAAGCAGCAGACAAGAGUAGCGACAAAGUCAAGGAGAGGGAGAGGAGCAGCAACGGCGUAAGUAGUGCCAGAACGAGCAAUGAGGGCGUGGGAAGUGGAGGCGAGAGAGUCGUUGGUGAGAGCAUGGAAGUGUGA